Dermochelys coriacea (leatherback sea turtle) is the source of this 5607-nucleotide messenger RNA. RefSeq names its product potassium voltage-gated channel subfamily C member 4 (gene KCNC4). The record is from RefSeq and is a predicted model, not a curated record. The transcript has 4 exons. Gene Ontology annotation, molecular function: delayed rectifier potassium channel activity; protein binding. Lineage: Eukaryota; Metazoa; Chordata; Testudines; Dermochelyidae. Bases 3038 to 4780 code for a protein of 580 amino acids. Gene Ontology annotation, biological process: protein homooligomerization; potassium ion transmembrane transport. Gene Ontology annotation, cellular component: axon; neuronal cell body membrane; voltage-gated potassium channel complex.
CUGAUCAAUAAUUGAACAUCUUUCUAUCAAGCCUAAGGGCCAAAUUACAUUCAUUCUUCUGUGGAUACACAAAGAGGGAUGCCAGGUACCUCCAACCCCAUGCAGGAGGUAGCUGUACUUGAGCUGCAGACGCUAAAAAGAGCAAAGGAGGGAGUGGCCAGCACUGUCAGGGAGGUGUAUUUGGGACCAUGGGCUGGCCACCACCACCCCACACACCCACCAGCCAGGGGCCUCAAGGGAACAGGAAGUGAGUGUAGAUUGCAUCUUUCCCUCACUUCAUAUUAAGUGCUCUCUGCAUGGCGUAUUACCCCCUUCCUUCUCGGCUCCUACAUGAUGACCCCCUGGCUGGGUUCUCGGGAGGAAUUGAAUCAAGGAGUUCUGGAGAGAAAAGUACCAUCUGUGCCAUUCAUCACUUCCCUGCAGAAGCAGCAGAGCCAGGUGGACCAUUCUGGAUCUCCCCUCUGGCUGUGGGCUGGAUCCCAGAGCCCAAUACGCUUAAGGGAAAGACUUCACUCCCUGAGCUCUGGGAUUACCCUUAGCCCUGCCCCAGAGAGCCUCCAGCAAGCCCUAGCCUCCUGCUCAGCCCAAACUGCCAGCAGGUUGCGGUGGGGAUCCUACAGACCUGGCUGCACAAUCCUAAAGGCCCAGAGAUGACUAUGUAGGUAAACAUGGCACCAGUAAGCCGCUGAUUUAUCUUUGUUGAUUUGCAGAGGGGCUGAGCACUCCCGGUGCCGGUCAGGUCAUGAGCUCACCCAGGACCAUGGGCACUGGCCUUGGCAAAGGAGUUGUCCCUUAUUCAUGUCCCAAAGGUGCCAGGGCUCCUUAGCUUCUCCCUGGACAGUCACUAGAAACCACCCAAAGGAAGGUUUUGAUGUGAGGCCCCAUCCAACAUCUGGCAGUCCAGCUUUCCCCUGGGGGAGCAUUUUCAUCCUGAAGUGCCUGGUGUUGGAUUUCCCCUGGGGGACCCCCCCCCCACACACACAAUUCUGGCAGGGGGUCAGCCCAGGCACGUUCUGAACCCUCCUCAAAUUUCCCCUGGCCUGUCGUGACAUCUUGAAAAAUACCUUGGGAGGGAUAAAGAGCCUGGCAGGGUGCAGCGAGCCGGGCGGGACGGAGUGCCAACGGACAUGGGCUGGCACAUCCCAUGCCAGCACUCCAGGGCAUUAGGGAAAGCAGGAGACUAUCUGCUGAUUCUCUCCUGAGAAGGUCACAUUGGGCUGCGUGGAUUUAAACCAGCUGAGGAUCUAGCCCAUUCUAUCUGCUGGUGGCCUCUCUUAGUCUGGCUGUGGAUGGAGCUGGCUUGGGAAAGUCGGUGGGUCUGUUUUUCACUCUAGCCUCUGAUCUCCCUGGGCCGGUCCCUCCAGAGAUCCCCGCUGCCUUUUCCCCAGGGGGAUCAUUACAUUUCCAUCCCUCCCUGGAGUGUGGCCAGGCUUAAUUCAUUGGGGUAACGUGCUAGGAGAUCCCCAGAUGGGCCCGGGGUGUAAACUCUCCAGCUGCCUAGAGGUGGAUGAGGGUGGAUAGGGGCGGGCUGGACUGAUCCAUACAAGGCGCGCUGUGAGGCGGGGCGGGAAGGGUUAACCAGCUCGGAGGAGAGGCGAGAGGGGCUGAGCCUGGAAAGGCAGGAGCCGCGUAUAAAAAGCAACAAGCAGCCGGCGGCACUGGAUCAACCCAGCCCCAAAACGGGGCUGUGCCGCCGCCCGCGGGUCUCUGAGCGGCCCCCACCCCAGACGCAGCUGCCACCUGCAGCGCUCCCUCGCUGGCGCCCUGCCGGGGAAGGUGGCGAGCACGGAGACGGAGCAACAGAUCUGCCUGCCCCAGCCCCGGGAAGCCAGCGCCUGCUGGGGGAUGCAAGAGGACACUUUGGGUGUGAGGAAGCUGCAGCUGCCACAGGCCAGCCCAGUCCCCCCCCCCCACCCUCCACCGCCGCCCCCGGAUCGCCUCCUUCCCGUCCUCCCUCCCGCCGAGCCCAAAAGCGAGCGUGAGCUGGCAGCGAGCGAGAAACAAGCGGCUCCUGGAUCCCACCCAGCGAGCUCGUCUCGGGGCUGGAAAAAACCCAACCCCUAGCCGCGGAGACAGAGACAGGCAGAGCCCGGGCAAGUCCCCCGGUCCUAGCCAGUGUGUUUACAUCCCCUCCGCCUGCAACUGACCCAGAUCCCAGAGACUCCCAAGCCAGCCCUCGGCUCUCUUCUCUCCCCGAAGCGCACCUGGAAGGGAAAUCCCGCCGGGCUGGGGCAGGGCGUGUUUCCCCCCUCGGCAUCAAGCCAGGAUCCCGGUGCUGUCUGCUGGGCAGCGGGUUCUAUGGAGUGUCUGACAGCGGAUGAAAGGGGAAUAGAAGAAACCAAAGCCAGCCGUUCUUGUUGGUUCUUAAGCCUGUCUUGGAGGGGAGUAUAAACAUAGGGAACCAACUCUUCUAAAUAUAGCCAGGAUCAGGUAUCUACUCAUCUUGUGUAUGAGAGAGAGAGAGAGAGAUCUUCCUGGAGCACAGAUCUGAAUCACUUUCCUUCCGGCUCUUCCAAACUUUCAGAUCGAUCUUAAAGCAGAGCAAAGCUCUCCCAUCUUUUCCCAAAGACUCGGAUUUUUGGAUUGAUUGAUUUUUGCCAUCGCCAGCAAAGAGAGGAAGACAGACGCUGCUGCUGUUGUUGAAAUCUCCCUGCCUCUUUCUUCCUCGGAUUUAUUUUUGUGGCUUUCCCAACAGCCACAUCUAUUUGUUCCCCUAAUCAAAGUGCCUUUGCCACUACUUUCCAGCUUGCAGCCCGGUGGCACGAGCUUCUGUCACUGUUCGUCUCUUCCCGGUGGGGAUUUCCUCGUUCCUGCUUCCUGGUGUUUGGAGCAAGGGCACCAGGCCUUCGUAUUGCCCCCUUCCUUCUCUCCAAAGCAGCCACCUGCACUCAGUCUCCACCUGCAGAGAGAGGUCCAUGAGGCAGCCGAAGGGCAGAGCUGUCUGAGGUUGGGGAGAGAGAAAUCUGAGUUCCCCUUCCUUCCCAGCUCCUUGCUCAAGGAAGGGUGUUUAGAGGGCAUUUCCCAUCCACCUAAAUCUAUGAUCAGCUCGGUGUGUGUCUCAUCGUACCGUGGACGCAAGUCUGGGAACAAACCACCCUCCAAAACAUGCCUGAAGGAAGAGAUGGCCAAAGGGGAAGAGUCGGACAAGAUCACCAUCAACGUAGGAGGCACCAGGCAUGAGACCUACAAGAGCACCUUGCGGACGUUGCCCGGCACCCGCCUGGCUUGGCUGGCCGACCCCGACGCCCAGAGCAACUUCGACUUCGACGGCAAGAGCAAUGAGUUCUUCUUCGACCGCCACCCGGGCAUCUUCUCCUACGUGCUCAACUACUACCGCACGGGCAAGCUGCACUGCCCCGCCGACAUCUGCGGGCCCCUCUUCGAGGAGGAGCUGACCUACUGGGGCAUCGAUGAGACCGACGUGGAGCCCUGCUGCUGGAUGACCUACCGGCAGCACCGCGACGCCGAGGAGGCGCUGGACAUCUUCGAGAGCCCCGAGCCUGGGGCGGGGGGAGAGGAGGCGGAGGAGGAGGGGGGCAGGGAGAUGGCCCUUCAGCACCUGGGCAUGGAUGACCGGUCGCCGGGGGCUGCUGGGGCCACAGGAGGGCGAGGAUGCUGCCGCAACUGGCAGCCUAGGAUGUGGGCACUCUUCGAGGAUCCCUACUCGUCCAGGGCAGCAAGGAUAGUUGCCUUCGCCUCGCUCUUCUUCAUCCUGGUCUCCAUCACGACAUUCUGCCUGGAGACACAUGAAGCCUUUAAUAGAAAUGUCAACGUGACUGAGACGAUGGUGGUUGGCAAUACCACAAGGGUUCUGCUGACGAAUAAGGUGGAGACGGAGCCUGUCCUCACCUACAUCGAGGGGGUGUGCGUCCUGUGGUUCACUCUGGAGUUCCUGGUGCGCAUCAUUUGUUGCCCAGAUAAGCUGCUCUUCAUCAAGAACCUGCUCAACAUCAUUGACUUUGUGGCCAUCUUGCCCUUCUAUCUGGAGGUAGGCCUCAGUGGCCUGUCCUCCAAGGCUGCCCGGGACGUGCUGGGCUUCCUGAGGGUGGUCCGUUUCGUCCGGAUCCUCCGGAUCUUCAAGCUGACACGGCACUUUGUGGGGCUCCGGGUGCUAGGCCACACACUCCGGGCCAGCACCAAUGAGUUCUUGCUCCUCAUCAUCUUUCUGGCCUUGGGGGUCUUGAUCUUUGCUACAAUGAUCUACUAUGCCGAGCGGAUUGGGGCCAAGCCAUCCGACCCCAGCGGCAGCGGCCACACUCACUUUAAGAACAUCCCCAUUGGGUUCUGGUGGGCGGUGGUCACCAUGACAACAUUGGGCUAUGGUGACAUGUACCCCAAGACCUGGUCCGGCAUGCUGGUGGGGGCGCUGUGUGCCCUGGCCGGGGUACUCACCAUCGCCAUGCCGGUGCCUGUCAUCGUCAACAACUUUGGAAUGUAUUACUCACUAGCUAUGGCCAAGCAGAAGCUCCCAAAGAAGAAGAAAAAGCAUAUACCCCGUCCAGCCCCACUGGACUCCCCCACAUAUUGCAAGUCCGAGGACAACUCGCCCCGCAACAGCACACAGAGUGACACCUGCCCCCUGGCAGCGGAGGAGGUGGUGGUGGAGAGAAAGCGAUCAGACUCCAAGCAUGUAAACAGGCGAUGCACAACACUAUUGCUGUCGGACGAGGAGCAGCCCGCAGCCCCCCCUCGUCCGUCUGCACGAGGAGAAGCGGCCGAUGAGGCACUCCAGCACCAGGGACAAAAACCAAAGGAAAAGCGGCCACCUGCUUUCUGCUGAAUGCCGGCGAUUUCGCUCCUGCGCGUGGCCGACAAGCGGCAUCCGGAAAGGUACAGGACUGUCGAAUCCCCUGUGACUCCCUUGGAAGAUGGGAUUUGCUCAGACCAUUUGCCGGGUCUAAAUGUACCCAGGGCAGGCAGGCGAGGGAAGAGGGGGACGAGACCGGAUUCCCCCGCCGCGCUGUAACCUUGCUUGUUGUGCACGUGUCUGACGUAUACCAUGGUCCCCGCCCUGCCCCACUGACGAUGCCAUUAACGACUCCCGUGCUGUCUGUUCCGAUGCCCCCUCUCGCUCCCCUCCAUUUGUUGACUGACCCGUUGGCUGGCGUGAUUGCUGUAGUAACUUAGACGGCGCCCAGAUCUCGCCGCAGACGACCAUCAUGGGGUGUCAGCUGCUCAUCACGGGCGCCCUGUCGCAGGCACCAUCUGUGCUCUCACCGUGUCCAUCCGCCGAGCGGUAGCUGUGGACUAUUAUUUUUAGACUCUGUGACGUUUGCUCCGGCCUCCUCCACUGUACAGAUGCCCUCUCUAGAAGAGGCAGCUCCUGGGAUUGGUUUGGGACCCAUUGGAUGAUGGCUCCUGAGGUGCAUGGGGGUGGGGGGAAAAAGCCUCCAAGAAGUCCAAGUGGCAAUACUAGAGUAGCCAAUGACUGAGUGCAAUAGCAGAGACCAGGUGGACCGGCUGGCCUGAUAUGGCCAGCUUCUUUCUAAUGCUGUUACAUAUCUCUGUGACCACGGCAAUACUAAUCCCAUUACCUUAUAUGCUGUACACAUGCCUCUUCCUGUCAAGCAGUACUAGAGUUUUAAUAAAGAGAUCUGGGAGCUGAAA